Rhipicephalus sanguineus (brown dog tick) is the source of this 570-nucleotide messenger RNA. RefSeq lists its product as uncharacterized. The transcript has a single exon. The coding region runs from base 1 to 570 and encodes 189 amino acids. NCBI's taxonomy places the organism in Eukaryota, Metazoa, Arthropoda, Arachnida, Ixodida, Ixodidae. The record is from RefSeq and is a predicted model, not a curated record.
AUGGAAAAGCUGAAAGUGAAGCGACGCUCCCGACGACGACAGAACACCGUCAUCAUCAAAGAGGCAACAUCGGCGCUGGAAAGCGCUAGUGUUGAACAGCUCAGUGCCAUUCUGCAACGGCUGGAGGUUAACAACGCCGAUCUUCGAAAGAUCAACGAAGAAAUGGAAACCUGCCUGCCAGAGGACGCCUUCGAGGAGGAGUACGAAGAAAACAUCCAGUACGACGACAGGGCCAACCAAGCCAUCGGCCUCCUCAAAGCAAAGAUAGCGUCGGUGCAGGCGGGUGCCAUCACCGCCAGCAGCGUAGCAACACCUCAUCCGCCGCCCUCCCAGACUCACCAUCAUGGCGUCAAGCUACCAAAGCUGCGGCUGGAACCGUUCAACGGUGAGCUUUCCGCAUGGCAAGCCUUCUGGGAAUGCUACCGUAAAGCAGUACACGAGAACGAAGGGCUCUCGAAGACAGAGAAGUUCCAGUACCUAAGAUCACUGCUCACGGGACCAGCUAUGACAGCGAUAAGAGGGCUGCAGGCGACGGAAGCUUGCUAUGAAGAUGCCAUCGAAAUUUUGUAG